Trachemys scripta elegans is the source of this 4607-nucleotide messenger RNA. It is a transcript of the gene FAM171A1, whose product is annotated as family with sequence similarity 171 member A1. The record is from RefSeq and is a predicted model, not a curated record. The transcript has 8 exons. Bases 261 to 2957 code for a protein of 898 amino acids. Gene Ontology annotation, cellular component: plasma membrane. Gene Ontology annotation, biological process: regulation of cell shape; stress fiber assembly. NCBI's taxonomy places the organism in Eukaryota, Metazoa, Chordata, Testudines, Emydidae.
AAAUAAAUAAGCAGCGCCCUGCCGCCCUCCCCCUGCUUUGCAAGGCGCCGGCCGCGGGGACACAGCGGGCCGCAGCGGUGGGGCCAGGAUGCGGCAGGGGAGAGCAGGGGGGGCAGCAGCCUUCGCCGCAGCGAAAGGCAACAUGGAGGGAGGCGCGGAGCGGGCCAGCCCCUGAUGCGGCGCUUUCUCCGCCUCCUCCGGGCAGCGGCGAUUCCCUUCCUCCCUCCCGGCGGCGGUGGCUGCGGCGGCGACGGGUGGAAAUGAACAGGUCGGCGGCGCUUCUCCUCUGCCUGCUGGGCUGCAACGUGUGGAAGGCGGUGACCAAAACCCUGGGGGCGCCCGGUGCCGCUCGAGAAGUGACGCUGAAGGUCCAUGUAAGCGAUGCCAGCACACAUCAGCCGGUAACUGAAGCCUUCAUUGAGAUUUUUACCAACCAGAUUUCCAUUGCCUCUGGAACCUCAGGAGCAGAUGGCACUGCCUUCAUCAAGUUUCAGUAUAAGCUGGGCAAUCAGCUGAUUGUUACUGCUACUAAACAUGCUUAUGUGCCAAAUUCUGCACCAUGGAAACCCACAAGAUUGCCUGUGUUUUCUUCUCUGAGCCUUGGACUUCUUCCUGAACGAUCAGCUACUCUAAUGGUCUAUGACGACGUAGUCCAGAUAGUCUCGGGAUUUCAAGGUGCACGGAUUCAACCACGAGUUCACUUUCAAAGAAGAGCCCUAAAGUUGCCUGAGAACACCAGCUACAGUGAUCUGACAGCAUUUCUAACUGCAGCCAGUUCACCUUGGGAAGUGGACAGUUUUCCUUAUUUACAAGGAUUAGAUGGAAAUGGAACUGGAAAUAGCACCAGGUAUGACCUUACCCCUGUCACUGCAGUCAGUGUUCAUUUGCUCAACAGCGAUGGGGCUCCAAUCCCAGUGAAUGGCCCCAUCUAUGUAACAGUGCCUCUGCCAACAAACAGCAACCUGAAGCACAAUGGCCAUGUUCCAGCCUGGAGGUUUGACCAAAAAUUUGGGACAUGGUUGAAGAGUAGUUUAGGGCUUGUACAACAAGAAGGAAAUCAGCUGACCUGGACAUACAUUGCCCCACAGUUGGGUUAUUGGGUUGCAGCCAUGUCUCCUACUAACCCAGGUCCCAUUGUAACACAGGACAUUACCACCUAUCACACAAUGUUCCUUUUGGCAAUUCUAGGAGGAAUGGCUCUCAUUCUUGUGGUUUUGCUGUGUCUUCUUUUGUAUUAUUGCAGGAGGAAGUGUUUGAAACCACGUCAGCACCGUAAGAAACUGCAGCUUUCUACAGCAUUGGAUGGUUCUAAGAAGGAUCAAUCAACCUCCAUGUCCCACAUCAAUUUAAUAUUUUCCCGACGGGAGUCAGAAUUUCCUGGUGGGAUGUCUGUUGCCAGCAAUGGGCACACUGAAAACUCAGGCGUUAAGGAGUUAAUCAGUGCUGUCCACAUGGAGAUGGUAUCUUCUAGUGGAGAAGCAGAUUUGCACACUCCUAUGCUCAAACAUUCAUACAGCACCUCACAGGAGUUUAGCUCCCGAGAGGAACUGCUUUCUCAUAAGGAGAAAGACAAGAGCCGAAUCUCCUUGGAGAACCUGACUCCUAGUGGGACUUUAAGAAAAGGCUCCCAUAAGUCAGUGGAUACUUUUCCUUCAAAAUUAAGAAACUCCAUGGAAACAUCAGAAGGAUAUGAGUCCCCUAUCAAAGAAGAUUACAGGAGAAGUUACAAUGCUAUGCUGUCUCAGCCUUUAUUUGAAAAGCAAGAGAGAGAGAUUCAAGCAUCCAUAAACCAUAUUUCUUCAGGAAGUAAAUACAAUAUUCAGGAACAAAUGUACCCCUCCCCAUCAGCCCCUGAAAAAGAACUGCUAGAUUGCAGACCUACUGAAUGUAUGAUGUCUCGUUCUGUCGAUCAUCUUGAACGACCUACAUCUUUUCCUCGACCAGGUCAGUUGAUCUGCUGCAAUUCUGUUGACCAAGUUAAUGACAGUGUUUACAGAAAAGUAUUGCCUACAUUGGUCAUCCCAGGUCAUUACAUGAAGUUACCAGGAGAACAUCCUUAUGUUAGCCAACCGCUGGUUGUCCCAGCUGACCAGCAGCUUGAUAUUGAAAGACUUCAGGCUGAGCUUUCUAACCCUCAUGUGCAGCUUUUUCCGCAUCCUCAGCAGCAGCUGCAACCCCAACAGUUAUCAUCACAAGCAAUAUCUCAGCAACAUUUGCAAGAUGCAGGUGCAAGUGAAUGGAGUCCACAAAAUGCUUCUAUGUCAGAGUCCAUAUCCAUUCCUGCCUCACUUAAUGAUGCAUCUCUGGCUCAAAUGAAUAGUGAAGUGCAGCUCCUUACAGAAAAAGCUCUGAUGGAGCUAGGAGGUGGAAAGCCAUUGCCUCAUCCUCGGGCAUGGUUUGUUUCUCUAGAUGGACGUUCAAAUGCUCAUGUUAGACAUUCAUACAUUGAUCUCCAAAGAGCUGGAAGGAAUGGAAGUAAUGAUGCCAGUUUGGAUUCUGGUGUUGAUAUGAAUGAACCAAAAUCUGCCCGAAGGGGAAGAGGAGAUCAUUUGUCCCUGCAACAGACUCACCAGCCACUGCAGGCAAACCAUCAAAGAGAGCAGAAAGUUUCAGAUAGCACAGCUUAUACACAGCUUGUGUAUUUGGAUGAUAUGGACCAAAGUGGCAGUGAAUGUGGAACAGCAGUUUGCAGCCCUGAGGACAGUACCCUAAGAAACCUAUUGGAUGGAGCUAGCAGGAGAAGUGGGGUCCAGUUGCCCAGCCUGCAGGAGGAAACAAUAAAAAGAACUGUAGAAACCAUACCUGACCCACUAACUAGUCCCGAACACGGAACAUCCAUCCACGAUGAAGACGAUGAUGAUGAUGACGACGAUGAUGAAGAUGACCAAGGAGAAGAUAAAAAGAGUCCUUGGCAAAAACGAGAGGAAAGACCACUGAUGGCUUUCAAUAUAAAGUGAGCUAUUACAAAUCCACCUUUCUGUGGAGUAUGAAAUUGCCAAAUAUUCUUUCUGUGGAAGUGCUUAAUUGUUUGUGGAAGAGAAAAGGAAAAUCUUUGGUGGGCAACAUUGAAAGAACUUUAUAUGCAUUACUGUGUAAAUGUUAGAGAAGAAUUAAAUCAUUACUCUGAAAAGUGAUUUAAUGGAUGCCUCCGGUGAGACAGCUGUAAGAAGAGUGAUUGGUAUUCCAUUUACUUGAUGUUAGUCAUCAAGGAUGUUGAAAAUAUUGACAUUGUUUUGGCAGGUUUAUGACCUCAAAUCUCCUUUGAAUGGGAGCAGGUGAAACUUUGUUACAUUUUCUUAAGCCAAUUUUAUCAUGAUAAUGCUACUGAAAGGGUAUCUUAAACACAAGAAUUUGACACUUGGUGUCUAAAGUUAUGCAUUAUCUCAAAGGAAGGCUAUGCAUUGCUGCUUUUUAAUAUUUUGCUUAUACUAUGCUUUUCUUAUUUUUACAAGUUGGUUGUAAACAUUUAUGUCUUUAUUAUAAUCUGUUCAGCAAUUUGUUUUAAUGUAAAACUGAAGGAAACUUGAGUAGCAUCCCUUGGUAUUGGAGCCUUUUUAUGAAACGAAAUUGAACUUUGUGUCAGCUGCAAGCCCUCCAGUUCUGGUCUCAUUAACUCCAAGUGCCUUUUUUAAAGUAACAAUGAACAGUCCAUUCUUUUUCUAGUUGCUUUUAAUUGAUCUAUUUGGAUUUUAUAAAUUUCUGAAAUUAUACCUUUUAUUUUAAACUGCAUGCCACCAAGUGUCCCAUUUGUGCUGAGCAUUUCUCAUUUCAAUACAGUGUAUUCUCUAGUUAUCAUGUGUACUGUGGAUUCUGUUUAGCUAAGGUAGACUAGAGGACGUUUUAAAGGCCCUGAUGAAGCCAAGAAGAUAGUUUCAUUGACUGUAUAUGUGGUUACUUUCCUCUGGAAUCCUAUGAGCGAAUCUAGCUCAUAUAACAUGGACUAUGGACCGAGCAAGUGGACUGAAAUGUGCUUUAAAUUUUUGGAAAAAAAUUAUGUACUAUCCAAAAGUGCCAGAAUUACUCUUCUGUGCUUUCUCUUUACAGAGCUGCUUGGUUAUCCAAAAAUUAUAAUUGAAAAUAAACUUCAAAACAUUAACUUUGUGGGGGUUUUUCUCUAUCGGGAGUCUUCAUGUUGUUGAGUAGGCAAAACUAUUUUGGUUCGCUUUUUGUAGUACAAUUCUAUGGGAUUAAUUUAAUUUUUUUUAAAUCUCUUAACUAUUAAUUUACCCCACAUUUAGGCCCCCAUUCAGGAAAGCAUCCCUAGCCAGAAAAAUGCUUAAGCAGUGGGGGCAAUUGGGGUGAAAUCAGUUGGUCCAGGAUUUCACCCUACGACUUCAUUAUGUUCUUAAAGUUGUGUGUGUGCUUAAUUGCUUUUCUGAACUGGGUCCUAAGGGUAUAGGUAAAGAAGUGGGUCCUAAGUGUAUAGGUAAAGAAAAGAAGAUACAAUAAACGGAAUGUAGUGGAAUAAAUCCACAAAAGUGGAGGAUGUGUAUGUAUUUAGUUCUAUCAUUUCCCGUAGCAUUAGCAGCAGAUCUUAGUAGUUAUGCAUUAUGUAAUUUCUUGAGGCCUUUAGAGAAACUUUUUUAUAUUAAAUAUUUCAUGCUGAA